AUGCUUAUUAGUGAUACAAAACGACAAAUUGUCAAUGAGUUACACAAACCCGCCCGAAAGAAUUUUAGAAGAAGAAGAACCAUAAUAAAAGGGUUUGCAGACUUAUGGCAAAUCGACUUGGCUGAAAUGCAAGAUUUUGCGAACAAAAAUAAAGGUCAUCGAUAUAUACUCAUAGUAAUUGAUUGUUAUUCUAAAUAUGUUUGGGCCAAACCGUUAAAGAAAAAAACAGCUAUGGAGGUUUCUACAGCGAUGAAAAAUAUUCUUAGAGAAGCUACUUAUUCCCCAACAAACUUACAGAGCGAUCAAGGGCUUGAAUUUUACAACCGUCAAUUCUCUACACUGAUGCAUCAGUAUGGUAUAAAUCAUUAUUCCACAUUCAGCACAAAAAAAGCAGCAAUGGUAGAACGUGUAAUUAGAACCCUGAAAAAUUGGAUAUACAAAGAAUUUUCUGCAAGAGGUAAUUAUAGGUGGAUUAACAUUCUGCCUGAAAUUAUAAAAUCGUAUAAUAAUAGAGUUCAUCGUACAAUAGGAAUGAAACCUGUUGACGUAAAACGAUCAACGGAAUUAAAAGCUUACAAUCACCCCAAGAUUGUACAGAAACCAAAAUUCAAUGUAGCAGACAUUGUCCGAAUUAGCAAGUACAAAGGAGUGUUCCAGAAGGAAUAUACAGCUAAUUAUUCAACAGAACUCUUCAAAGUGGUUAAAGUAAAUAUAACAAAUCCUACAACGUAUGUGUUAGAAGAUAUGCAGGGAAGACAGAUUAAAGGAUGUUUCUACAAAUAUGAGUUGCAAAAAACCAAAUAUCCCGAAGUAUAUUUACUAGAGAAGGUUUUGAAAAGAAAGGGCAACAGAUUGUUUUGUAAGUGGCUGGGUCUUCCCAACACUCAAAAUUCAUGGAUCAACAAGGCAGAUAUAGUUUAA
Molecule: messenger RNA, 921 nt
Organism: Anoplophora glabripennis (Asian longhorned beetle)
Lineage: Eukaryota; Metazoa; Arthropoda; Insecta; Coleoptera; Cerambycidae
Exons: 1
Coding region: 1-921 (306 amino acids)
Biological process (GO): DNA integration
Molecular function (GO): nucleic acid binding
Source: RefSeq, a predicted model, not a curated record